Molecule: messenger RNA, 3114 nt
Organism: Colletotrichum higginsianum IMI 349063
Lineage: Eukaryota; Fungi; Ascomycota; Sordariomycetes; Glomerellales; Glomerellaceae
Product: SNF2 super family protein
Exons: 1
Coding region: 1-3114 (1037 amino acids)
Cellular component (GO): nucleus
Molecular function (GO): ATP binding; DNA binding; ATP-dependent chromatin remodeler activity
Source: RefSeq, a predicted model, not a curated record
AUGGUUAUCCAUUUGAGCCUGAGCUCCUCGCCGCCGGUAGGCAGCUCGGCGUUGGGCACGUCGCCUACCAGAGGCCCCAAUCGUGGCGACGACGCCGACGAGCUCGCCAGCGAGACGAUUCCCUGCUCGCCGUACCAGACACAAGCUACGCAGAUAGUCAGCCGGAGCUCCCUCGCGUCCCCGACAAAAUCGCGGCUCGAAUUAUCCUCCUCUCCCUCCUCGCGCUCGGUUAUCGAAGUUCCUGCGUCGUCGCCCUUCCAGCCGACUGGGAAGUCGAGCACCUCGGCCUACUUCUCGCGCCUCGUGCCCCCGGGCACGCGCUUCCAGCCACCCCCCAAAUCGCAGCCGACGCCGAGGUCACUGAAGAGACCCUCCGAGGAACCCGUCAUUGUGGAUUCUUCGGAUGAAGAGAAUCGCCGCGGCUCUCGUGAGAACAUCGCCCGGACGUCUUUCAAGAGACACGUCUCAAACUUCGAGUACGUCUCAGUGGAUACGUUACAAAAGAAAAUUGAAGAGGUCGCCGACGCUCUCGGCAGUACGAUGCCAGUACAAUACUGCAGAGAGGCACUGACCGCGUGCCACAAUAAUGUUGAAGAUGCGAUCAACUACUUGCUAGAUGCUCGUCAUCUGAAGCCCAAGGUCAACACCUUUGUGGGAUCUACCAAGCCAACAAGCACUGCUGGCGGUGACCGACCAACGAGCCUGGAGCGGAAAACGAGCCGAUUGGGUGAGCCCAGCAAGCCGAAACUACUUGGACAACAUGUGCCGAGCUUGCCUACUCCUUCACGAAGCACCACGCCCUCGCCACCUAAGCCGAAGCGCCGGCGCCUGAUGCAAGGUCGUCGACCCGAUCGAUCUCCCAUUUCAUCGCAACAGACCCACCAAGUUGAACCGGCUUUGGACGAGCUUGCGGACGACAAAGUAGAUGAGCUGAUUGUCAUUCCCGAUGAUAAGGAGGACGAGGACUUCGACAACGAUGAUGAAGUCAACGAGGCGGUCAAGGAGAGUCUGCACGACAAAGCUCUCCAUGCCAUCAAUAGCAGCCCCAUCGAGGAUCUGUCUGCCAUGACGAAUAUCAAGCUAGACGAGCUCAAGGUAAUUGAGACCAAGAGACCUUUCGACACAAUCGACGAGGUUCAAGCCGUGACUGUCCUGAAAAAAUCAGGCGCUCGUGGCCGUAAGCCCAGAGUUGCGAUCGGAGAGACAUUGGUUGACGCCAUCAUGGACUUUACUCGCAGCGUCAAUGCCAUCGACGAGGUUGUAGCUGAAUGCGAGAAGAAGGCCAACAAAGUCAAGCAAGAGAUUAGCCUUUGGGAUCUCGACGUCAAGGGACAGAAGCGAAGCGCCCAAAGCCAAUUUGCUAAGGACGACCUUCCCCUUACGCCGACAAGCUUCCGCGGACAGAAGUUAUCUGAGCCGCCAAUCCCCUCCCAACCGAAAUUAAUGGAAGGUCACUGUACCAUGCGUCCGUUCCAGCUUUUCGGUCUCAACUGGAUGUCUCUUCUGUACAACAGCGGUUACGGAUGCAUUCUGGCUGAUGAGAUGGGCUUGGGCAAGACGUGCCAGGUGAUUUCUCUCAUCUGCCAUUUAGUUGAGGCUUACGGGGAAACUGCACAAGGCGAGCGACCUUGGCCCAACCUCGUCGUUGUACCACCGUCCACAUUCUCUAACUGGAUGGUCGAGUUUCAACGCUUCGCCCCUGAUCUCUCGGUUCUUGCGUAUCAAGGUCCCCAGGCCGAGCGCCGGGAAAUCGCUUAUGAGAUGCUCGAGAAUCCUGCCGACUACCAUGUUGUCUUGACGACAUACACGCAGGUCGGUUCCGAGGAUGAUCUGGAGGCCCUACGACAGCUCCAGCCCGCUGCCGCAAUCUUUGACGAAGGACACAAAAUGAAGAACCCCAAGACGAAGAUCUAUAAAGAUCUCAUCAGAAUCAAGGCUCGUUGGAGAAUGCUACUCACCGGUACUCCCGUCCAAAACAAUUUGAUGGAGAUGCUCUCUCUCUUGAAUUUUAUCGAUCCGAAGCAAUUCAGCGGCCGGAUGGAUCAGCUCCAGUACAUGUUCAGUCAGAAGGUCACUAUCCGCGACGUCAACAAUGGCGCCUUUUUGUACGGAGAGCGCGUCAGCCGAGCCAGAACGAUCCUCGAGCCUUUUAUUCUUCAACGUCGCAAGCAGCAGGUGCUCUCUGACAUGCCAUCCAAGAUCUGCAACGUGGCAUAUUGUGAUCUGGCACCUGUGCAGAAGGAGCUGUAUGAGGAGUACGAGCGUCUCUUCAAGGCUGGCCCCGUCAAGAAAACAAGCACAGGACGCCAGAGCGAUCAAAACAACAGCUGGAUGCAACUCCGGAAAGCCGCCAUUCAUCCCCAGCUUUUCCGGCGUUACUUUACCAACGCGAAGGUUGAGCAGAUGGCCAAAAUUCUCAUGAGAGAGGUACCGCAGUCAGAGCUGCAACAGCCUCGCAUCGAUCAUCUGGUCGGAGAGCUGCAAAACUCCUCCGACUUUGAACUACAUUUAUGGUGUCGCGACUAUGCCUGCAUCAGACACCUGGAUGUGCCCGAAGGCUCGUGGAUGGAGAGCGGCAAGGUCGCCAAGCUUCUGGAACUCAUUCACCAAUAUCGUGACAACGGCGACCGCGUUUUGGUUUUCAGCAAGUUCGCAAAGGUUGUCGAGAUCCUCCGAGAGGUCCUCCACACUGGUGGCAUCAGACAUUGCGUCCUGUACGGCCAAACCAGCGUUGCGGAGCGCCAGGACCUGAUUGACGACUUCAACAAAGAUACCGACAUCACUGCAUUUCUGCUAACGACUGGCGCCGGUGGUACCGGUAUCAACCUCACGUCAGCGAACAAGAUCAUCAUCUUUGACCAGUCCGACAACCCGCAAGACGACAUUCAGGCCGAGAACCGCGCUCAUCGUCUGGGCCAAACCCGGGACGUCGAGGUCAUCCGUCUCUUGACCUCGCACACCAUCGAAGAGCUCAUCUACAAGGCGUGCCAAAAAAAGAUUGAGCUCGCCGAGAAGGUGACCGGUGCAGUGGAAGACAUGGAGGACAAGCAUGCGGAAGAAAACCUGGAGAAGGAGGUUCGAAAGAUGAUGGCAGAUCAGCUAACGCCCUCAUGA